AUGGGUGCGAGGCUGAUACAAAUAAACCUCCACCACUGCAAAGCAGCCACUGCGGCCUUACAAAAAUGCAUAGCCGACAACAAUAUUCAGAUAGCCCUGACUCAGGAACCUUAUACUUAUAGGGGCCAAAUAAGGGGACUAGGAAACCUCAACGGGAGACUAGUGUCAGACCCAAAAGAGGGACCUAACCUAAGAAGCUGUAUCUUUAUAAGAAAAGAUAUAGAGGCCACACCGCUGUGGGAGUUUUGUGACAGGGACACAGCGGCGGUCAAAGUACAAAUCAAAACAGCGGAGAGGAGCUACGAUACAAUAAUAGUAUCAGCAUACUUUCCGCACGAUCAACAAGGGGAACCACCUCCGACAACAGUUCGGAGGUUGAUAAACCAUCAAAGAUUGGAAAACCUUAUAAUAGGCUGUGACGCCAAUGCUCACCACACUAUCUGGGGAAGCACUGGAACAAACAAACGAGGCGAAUCAUUAUUAAAUUACUGUGCUGCCUCCGGUCUAAAUAUAAUUAAUGUGGGGGAGGAACCGACCUUCGUCAACAUACUCCACAGAGAAAUAAUUGAUCUAACCAUUGGCAAGGGACGCAUCUGCGACCUCGUUAAAAAAUGGCAUGUAUCUGACGAACCAAGUUUGUCGGAUCACAGGUACAUAAGAUUCGAUCUAGAAUCUAUGGAUACAAAUCCGGAGACCUACAGGAACGCCAGGAAAACGGACUGGGACCUCUUCAAUGAGAUACUAGGACGCGAACUGGAGAACUGUCCAACGGAGGCAAAAGACAAUGUAGAGCUCGAAGUGCUGACAGAGUCAGUCACUGAGGCUAUUAAAGUUGCUUUUGAAAACUCAUGUCCACUAAGCAAACCGCGUCAAGCAGGGAACACCUCAUAG
Messenger RNA from Anthonomus grandis grandis, 891 nucleotides. RefSeq lists its product as uncharacterized. NCBI's taxonomy places the organism in Eukaryota, Metazoa, Arthropoda, Insecta, Coleoptera, Curculionidae. The record is from RefSeq and is a predicted model, not a curated record. The transcript has a single exon. Gene Ontology annotation, molecular function: catalytic activity. The coding region runs from base 1 to 891 and encodes 296 amino acids.